This is a messenger RNA of Phaeodactylum tricornutum CCAP 1055/1, 558 nucleotides long. RefSeq lists its product with no specific name. Lineage: Eukaryota; Bacillariophyta; Bacillariophyceae; Surirellales; Neidiaceae. Gene Ontology annotation, molecular function: heat shock protein binding. The record is from RefSeq and is a predicted model, not a curated record. Gene Ontology annotation, cellular component: nucleus; cytoplasm. The transcript has a single exon. The annotation marks the transcript as partial.
AUGCACCCUAUUGAAGAAGCCUUCGGGAAAGGCUGCAAUCUCUACAAAGACGUGCUGAACUGCGACAUCGAUUCCGACAAGGCCCAACUCCGCAAGGCAUACUACCGUACGGCAUUGCGGUACCAUCCAGACAAAAAUCCCGACAAUGCCAAGGCGUCGCAGCAGUUCCAGGCCAUCUCGUUGGCUUAUCAAAUCUUGCAAAACCAAGAAUCUCGUGAGGAGUACGACGAAUCGGGUGUUAUUCCUUCGGAUGCGAUCGAUGACGACGAUGUCGCCGCUACGAAACAGGGCGCGGAUAUCUGGAAACAAUACUUUGACCAAAUUUUUGGCAAGGUAACAAAGAGCGACAUUGAUGCUUUUGCGAGCAAAUAUAAAUGCUCGGACGAAGAGCGGCGAGAUGUGCUCAAAGAAUUUCCAGCACGCAAAGGGAAUCUUGUAAAGAUGCUGGACUUUGUCAUGCUUUCUGAGCCUAGGGAUGCGAGUCGCUGGGUAGAAGACUUCAUUCUGCCAGCUAUGGAGAAGGGGCAGAUCAAAACAGACUUCAAGGAUACAAUGCAA